Cuscuta epithymum is the source of this 505-nucleotide messenger RNA. Lineage: Eukaryota; Viridiplantae; Streptophyta; Magnoliopsida; Solanales; Convolvulaceae. The record is from the annotation of a GenBank genome assembly.
AUUUAGGAAUAUUGUGUAUUUUGGAAACUGAUAUUUUAUUAUAAAUAUACCUACCAAGGCUCCUAAGGGAGUACGGCUUUCCCAUUAUUCUCACAUGGUAUCAGCCUCGCGGACGGGGUGGCCGUGGACGGGGUGGCGGUCGCGGCAGAACAGGACGCGGACGUGGCCGCGGUCAGCCACAUCAGUACGGGGCACCGCAGCAGUACUAUGGAGCUCCUCCGCCCUUCUUCGGUCAGCAACCGCAGGCCUCCAUCCAGCAGCACUACACCGGCCAGCAGGGACAACAACUUUCAGGCGGGCAGCUUCUUGGGGGACAGCAGCCGGGUCCUUCCAGCCAGACCUACAGCAAGCCUUCAGUACCGUUCCAGGGGGUGCAAUCCUCCUUCUCGAGCACUACAGGCUUUCCAUCGGGUGAGGGCAUUCUUGGGUCCAUUCCACCACCUGUCGUCUGUCAAUUAUGUUUCAAUGCAGGUCAUUCUGCUCUUCAGUGUCCAUCCCGCUUUAG